Messenger RNA from Chelonoidis abingdonii (Abingdon island giant tortoise), 1587 nucleotides. It is a transcript of the gene NPTX2, whose product is annotated as neuronal pentraxin 2. NCBI's taxonomy places the organism in Eukaryota, Metazoa, Chordata, Testudines, Testudinidae. The record is from RefSeq and is a predicted model, not a curated record.
CUGCGAGCUGUCCUGGGCCGCCGCCGCCAAUCCGGAGUGGGCAGCGCCGGGUCCCCUUGUCCCAGCCGCUCCGGAGAGCCGCACCUCGUCCCCCAAGCGAUUUCCCCAUCCCCUUCCCCGCAGCGUUAAGGGCUCGUUCCCCGUUACCCUCGGGGGCUCCGUGAGCCGGCAUGCUGGCUCUCCUGGCUGGGCUGCUGUUCUCCCUCGCCUCCGGGGCCAGCUGGCGGGGAGUGAGGGGCCAGGAGAGCCCCCCGGGGAGCCGCUUCGUGUGCACUUCCCUGCCGCUGGACGCUGCCCCCUCGGGCUGCCCGCUACCCCCGGUCCCCAUGCAGGGGGGCGCCCUCCCUUCCGAGGAGGAGCUGAAAGCCACCGUGCUGCAGCUGCGGGAGACCAUCCUGCAGCAGAAGGAGACCAUCGGCAACCAGCGGGAGACCAUCCGGGAGCUGACCAGCAAGCUGAGCCGCUGUGAGAGCUCCCCCGGCCCCGACGGCAAGCCCGGGACUGGAGGGUGGAGGAAAGAGUUGCCCAAAGGCAAAGACACCAUGGGGGACCUGCCCCGGGACCCCACUCAGGUCAUCGACCAGCUGAGCCGGACCAUGCAAACGCUGAAGGACCGGCUGGAGAACCUGGAGCACCAACUUCGAGCCAAUGUGUCAUAUGCAGCCCUGCCUAAUGAGCUUCGAGAGAUGCUUCAAAGGAGGCUUGGAGAUCUAGAGCGCCAGCUUUUAAGCAAAGUGGCUGAACUUGAGGAUGAGAAAUCCUUGCUUCAUAAUGAAACUUCAGCCCAUCGGCAAAAGACAGAAACAGCCCUGAGUGCAUUGCUAGAAAGAGUUUCUGAAUUAGAAAAAGGAAGCAGUGCAUUUAAAUCACCGGAUGAAUUCAAGGUCGGUCUACCUCUUCGCACAAAUUAUUUAUAUGGGAAGAUCAAGAAGACUCUGCCAGAGUUGUAUGCAUUCACUGUGUGCUUGUGGCUGAGGUCGAGUGCUUCUCCUGGAAUUGGAACACCAUUCUCCUACGCUGUCCCUGGGCAGGCUAACGAAAUUGUUCUGAUAGAGUGGGGCAAUAAUCCAAUCGAAUUGCUAAUUAACGACAAGGUUGCCCAGCUUCCUCUGUUCAUUAGUGAUGGAAAGUGGCAUCAUAUUUGCAUCACGUGGACCACUAGAGAUGGAAUGUGGGAGGCUUUUCAGGAUGGAGAGAAACUUGGCACUGGGGAAAACUUAGCCCCUUGGCACCCAAUUAAACCCGGAGGGAUUCUGAUUUUGGGUCAGGAGCAGGACACGGUUGGAGGAAGAUUUGAUGCAACUCAAGCCUUUGUUGGGGAGAUGAGCCAGUUCAAUAUAUGGGACAGGGUCUUAAAAGCAGAAGAUAUCAUGAAUAUUGCUAACUGCUCUACCAACAUGCCUGGAAACAUCAUACCCUGGGUUGAUAACAAUGUUGAUGUAUUUGGAGGUGCAACUAAAUGGCCUGUGGAGACAUGUGAAGAGCGUUUGCUAGAUUUAUAGCUACAAUCAUUUUUCUAUUUAAGUGCCCCAUUUUAUUAGGACAAUUUCUUGUAAGGUCUGUCACACUUAUUUCCCCACCAAAUGA